Molecule: messenger RNA, 534 nt
Organism: Caenorhabditis elegans
Lineage: Eukaryota; Metazoa; Nematoda; Chromadorea; Rhabditida; Rhabditidae
Gene: R03H10.11
Source: RefSeq, marked reviewed
AAAAAUGGCACCCAUUUCGAAUGCAGCUACAGUUGAGAAAUUGAUAAAGAAAGUUGCUGAUGGUGAUGAUAUCGUCACCGCCGUCAAAUCUCUUGCUGUCCUCAAUAUUCCACUAAAACUAGCCGUUGAUCUUCAAAUUGUGGAGGUGCUAACUCCCUUAUCAAGCUCCCCACUUCUCAAUGGACCAAUCCAUGAGAUUUUGAAGAAGCUCGAGGGGAAAAGAGAGAAAGAAAAUUCUGGAAAGAGCCCGCUGAAAAAGAAGACGUCUAUCAGAAGAGUUUCAAGCACGAAAGGAGGAUCAAAGAAGAGGAGGUCUAGUCUAGUGACAAAGAAGAUUCAGGAGGUUCCACCGAAAGAUGAACCCCUUGAGAAGGAGAACUGUAAAACUACCUCAAAUCGCUCUAGAUUGUUCAAGAAGAAUGAGCCGACAAAGAAGGACUCGUCGAUUUGGAAGAGAAUCAAAAAUGUUCAAGCAUGAUAAUUUUUGUGUUUAAUUUGUUAUGCAACUUGGAAAUGAAAAUUUUUCAAACAAUU